GCAUAUGGUGCACCGCAUGAGGCAGAGAAGCAGCCUGGAGCAGGAAAAACAGCCAAUCAACAGAAACUACAGGCCCUGCAUGUCGACCAGAACUGAUUUGCGACACCACCGCUCACACGACAAGCCUCAUUUUACUGUUAGUAUUAGUGAUGCCCAAUUUUGCCUCAUUAUUACGGCGCUUGGGUGGUGCAGCGAUAAAACACACUAGCACACCAGCGCUGAGAGCUCAAACUCACGAGUUCAAAUCUCAGCUCUUCUAGAGGGACAAUGAUUGGCUCGUCUGUUGGGUUGGAUUACCGAAGAGGAUUCCUCAUAACUGCUGCAAUUACAACCUCUCCUAUCUGUCUGUCUGUCUGUCUGUCUGUCUGUCUAUUCAUGUCUGUCUAUCCUCUUUCAAUCUGUCUGUCUGUAUCUAUCUACCUGUCUAUCUAUCUGUCUGUCUGUCUGUCCAUCCAUCUAACUGUGUCUAUCUACCCGCCUGUCUGUCUAUCUGACUGUCUGUCUAUUCAUCUGUCUGUCUAUCCUCUUUCAAUCUGUCUGUCUGUAUCUAUCUACCUGUCUAUCUAUCUGUCUGUCUGUCUGUCUGUCUGUCUGUCUGUCUGUCCAUCCAUCUAACUGUGUCUAUCUACCCACCUGUCUGUCUAUCUGACUGUCUGUCUAUUCAUCUGUCUGUCUAUCUAUCCUCUUUCAAUCUGUCUGUCUGUAUCUAUCUACCUAUCUACCUGUCUACCUGUCUGUCUGUCUGUCUGUCUGUCUGUCUAUCUAUCCAUCCAUCCAUCUAACUGUGUCUAUCUACCCGCCUGUCUGUCUAUCUGACUGUCUGUCUAUUCAUCUGUCUGUCUAUCCUCUUUCAAUCUGUCUGUCUGUAUCUAUCUACCUAUCUACCUGUCUACCUAUCUACCUGUCUACCUGUCUACCUGUCUGUCUGUCUGUGUCUAUCCCUCCAUCCAUCUAACUGUGUCUAUCUACCCGCCUGUCUGUCUAUCUGACUGUCUGUCUAUCCAUCUGUCUGUCUAUCCUCUUUCACUCUGUCUGUCUGUCUAUCUAUCCAUCCAUCUGACUGUGUGUCUGUUUAUCUAUCUAGCUGUCUGUCUGGCUAGCUAUCUAUCCAUCCGUCUAAUACAUCUGUCUGUCUGACUGUCAGUCUAUCUGUCUGUCUAUGUAUCUGUCUGUCUGUCUAUCUAUCUGUGUGUCUAUCCUCUUUCAAUCUGCCUGUCUGUCUAUCUAUCCAUCCAUCUGACUGUGUGUCUGUCUAGCUAUCUGUGUGUCUGUCUGUCUAUUAAGUCUAUCUAUCCACCUAUCCGUCUGUCUGUCAAAUCUGUCUGUCUGUCCAAAAAAAAAACAACAACAACAGAAACAUGUUUGCAAUAAACUAGAAGCUUCUGGAACCUGAGCAACACUGUCCACAAUCAAGAGGCUGUUGUGCAAGAACCUGAAUAACAACAGGAAAGUCUAGAGAGCUGUGUACUGAUCUCAGAAAGCAGAACAUGAGCAUGAUCACAUGGAUUAUGGCUUUUUUUUCUUGCAUUACAGCCACUAAGCUUGAUUGACAGUGUGCAGCAUCAUUUAAUCUGUCAGGUGUGGGUUAUUUUCAGAGGUCCUCUUGUUAUGCCUACUGCAAUCCAUGUGCUCUUCACUCCAGCUGGAGGAGCAGAGGAACUCCACAACAUGGCUUCAUCUAACGGAUCCAUCUUCAGUCCCCGUCUUUCCAUCUACCGGACGCUAGAAUGACCGACGUGAUCAGCCUUGACAGCACCGAGAACCACGAAGAAGAUGCAGGAACCACAGAGAACAUCCUCCACGAGGACUGCGAGACCCAGGAGGAGGAGAUAAACGGCGUCCAGGACCCGGCCGAGGAGGAGACGGAGACGAGCGGCAGGACGAGAAAGCGCGAGAGGCCGCAGAAGAGCGAAGAGGCCGUCAUCACCGAGGUGGAAAACAUGAACGACGUGGGGGAGCUGGAGGACAAGCCCGAUAAGAAGGACGAAACCAACCUGACGGACGUAGCUAUGAAACAGGAGAGACUCCUAACGUCCAACAGACCUGUGAUGAAGACCUACGUGCCCAAGGUUGGGAAAGGAGACGUGAAGAGCAAGUUCGAGGCCAUGCAGAAGGUCCGAGAGGACAGGAACCGCAUGAGGACCCAGGAGGAGCAGAAGAAACGGAAGGAGCAGUACAUCAAAGAGAGGGAGCGCAUCCGCAAUAAACAGAUCAUAAAAGAGCUGCUCGCCUCCAGCGACGAGGAGGAAGAGGAGGUGAAGCCGGGGAAGACCGAGAAAUCCUACGUCCCCAAGAUCAUAGGCAGCGUGAAGGGAAAGUUCGCAGAGAUGGAGAAGCAACGGCAGGAAGGCGAGAAGAAGAAAAUGGCGGAGGAGAGGAAGAAGAGGGCCACGCAGGAGGCCCAGGAGAAGGCCAAAAUUCAGAAGGAGCUCGCCAAGAGGGCGGAAGAGGAAGGAGACGACAGUUUGCUGGUGCAAGUGGUUCCUUCCAAACCUGCGAAGCACCCCGGCAAGAUCAAGAUGAACUUCGAGAACCUGGAGAAGAGUCGAGAGGAGGAGCUGAAGAAAAGGACCGAGGAGGAGAAGAAGAAGAGAUACGACGAGAACCGCCGCUCGUUCAGAGACGCCAAGCGACACUCCAUAUCCACCAAUCAGGACGAGGAACCCCCGAGAAAGGAGAACGAGCGAGCCACUCCCGGGAAGCUUCGCAUGACGUUCGAGGAGCAGGAGAAGGAGAGACAGGAGCAGCAGAAGAAGCAGGCUGAGGAGGAGGCCAGGAAAAGACUUCUGGAGGAGAAGAAAGCUUUUGAGGAGGCCAAACUGGGCAUGGCUCAGGACGACGAGGACGCGGACUCCACCCAGGCCGAGAAGGAAGAGAUCCGGCCUGGAAAACUGAGGCUGAGCUUCGAGGAGCUGGAACGCCAGAGACUGGAGGAGGAACAUAAACGGGUGGAGGAGGAGAGAAGGAGGCGCAUCAUGGAGGAGAAGAAAGCCUUCGCUGAGGCCAGGAAGAGCAUGGUUUUAGACGAUGAUGACGAAGCCCUGCUCGCAGCCAUCAGCGCCGACGCCGGCGUCACACCGGGUAAACUGUCCAUCAGCUUCGAGGAGCUGGAGAGGCAGAGGCGUGAGGAGGAGCAGAAGAGAAAAGAGGAGGAAGCAAAGCGACGUCUAGAGGAGGAGAAGAGACUGUUCGCGGAGGCUCGCAAGAACAUGAUCCCGUCUCAGGAUGAGGACGGCAUGAGCGUGUUGGGAGCAGGAGAAGUCCUGGACGAGGACGACUUUACCCUGUCGAGGACGGAGUCUCAGGAAGCGAUGCACCCAGGAAAGCUGGAGAUCAAUUUCGAGGAGAUGAUGAAGAUAAAGGAGCAGGGAGAGCGGAAGAAGAAGGAGGAGGAGCGGCGCAAAAAGAUGGAGAUGGAGAAGAAGGAGUUUGAGCAGCUGCGGCAGGAGAUGGGCGUGGAGGAGAUCAACGAAACGUACGAGGUGGUGAGCAGCGAGUACGAGGAGCUGACCAAGCUGAAGAGAACUGGUUCCAUCCAGGCCAAGAACCUGAAAGUGAAGUUCGAGAAGAUCAAGCAGCUCACGGACGAGGAGAUCCAGAAAAAGAUCGAAGAGGAGAGAGCCAGGAGGAAAGCCAUCGAUGAGGAGAUCAAAGAGCGGGAAGCCGAGCGCUGCAUGGAGGAAGACGACGAGGACACCAGGAGCUCCGUGAAGCCGGAGGACGCCCCGUUCAGACAGAAAGUGGACAUGCGCGCCCGGUUCGAGCUGAUGGCUAAAGCUCGCGAGGAGGAGGAGAGGAGGAGGAUCGAGGAGCAGAAGCUGCAGAGGAUGCAGUUCGAGCAGCAGGAGAUUGACGCUGCGCUCCAAAAAACAAGGGAGGACGAAGAUGAAGAGGAGGGCAGCAUCAUGAACGGCUCGGCGACCUACGACGACGAGGACGACCACGGACGGUCCGGCGCUCCCUGGUUCAAGAAGCCUCUGAAGAACCAGACGGUGGUGGACGCCGAGCCGGUGCGCUUUACGGUGAAGAUCACGGGCGAGCCCAGGCCCGAGGUGACGUGGUGGUUCGAGGGCGAGCUGCUGCAGGACUGCGAGGACUAUCAGUACAUCGAGCGUGGCGAGACCUACUGCCUCUACCUGCCCGAGACCUUCCCGGAGGACGAGGGCGAGUACAUGUGCAAGGCCGUGAACAGUCGUGGCAGCGCCGCCAGCACGUGUAUUCUCACUAUUGAAACUGACGACUACUGAUGCGCCCACCCUCUCUGGAACUUUCCCUGUCUGUUCUUUCUUUUAUUUAAAAAAAACGUUUAAACUUUUGUAAGUUGUUCAUAUCUCAUGGUAGGGCCAAACUCUGGAGGAGGAAGCAGCCUGUGUGUCUUUCACCAUUCCUCCAAAAGAUCCAAUCCAUGUUAAAGUGCAUAAUUUGUUGUUUACAUGCAAAAUAAUUGCACUUUUUCAGUGUUCCGGAUGAAUUUGUGCCAAAACAGACACGUAGUUUCCAUGCAGUUGCUACACAGACUAGCCAGAAAUAUAUUAUAUUGAUGAUGAUAUUUAUAAUGUUUAAAUUUUGCUACUGCGCCGGCCAAUCGUUUUGUAAUCCGGAAAUAAAAUCAGUACCAUAACCAGUUUACAUACAUUUGUAGACUCGCAUGUUAACUUCUGUCACUGAAUGAUUUGAACACAAACUGCUUUGUUUUUUUUUCUAAAGAUGAAUUUAAGUUUUCUUCUGAUUUAUUGUAAAUUGUGUUCUAAAUAAAAUUUUGUUGUAAAAAUGA
Trichomycterus rosablanca is the source of this 4774-nucleotide messenger RNA. RefSeq names its product nexilin (F actin binding protein) (gene nexn). The coding region runs from base 1728 to 4247 and encodes 839 amino acids. Lineage: Eukaryota; Metazoa; Chordata; Actinopteri; Siluriformes; Trichomycteridae. Gene Ontology annotation, biological process: mitochondrial fusion. The transcript has 16 exons. The record is from RefSeq and is a predicted model, not a curated record.